UGACGGUCUGUGGGAUUGCCCUGUGUUUCUUUUCUGCAGAAUCUAAAUAUAAGUCGGUGACAAAUGGUCCAAAUACAGUAGCAACCCAACUGUGAUGUGGGGGUGGUGCUGAGAGAACGGCUCCGUCUCCAAAGUCCCCUCUGUUGGAUCCGGAGUCCGUCAGGAGAAGGUCGCAGAGAGUCUCAGCUCCCACCUGCACUUGAAUCAUUUCUCCCUCCCUGUUUUACUAUCAUGAAGAGACAAAACGCCAGGACUCUCGCCCUCAUCAUCAGCAUCCUCACCUACCUGGUGGUCGGAGCGGCCGUCUUCGAGACCCUGGAGUCGAAACAGGAGAAGAGUCACAAGAGGAAGCUCGACGCCAGAAAGUACGAACUCAUGCGCAAAUAUAACUUGACCAAAGAGAACUUCGAGGAGCUGGAGCACGUCGUUUUGCAGCUCAAACCUCACAAAGCAGGGGUCCAGUGGAAAUUUUCCGGGUCCUUUUACUUCGCCAUCACUGUGAUUACGACAAUCGGUUAUGGCCAUGCCGCGCCCAGCACCGACUCAGGGAAAGUGUUCUGCAUGUUCUAUGCCCUCCUGGGGAUCCCUCUCACCCUGGUCAUGUUCCAGAGCCUGGGUGAGCGGAUCAACACGUUCGUCAGGUACCUGCUGCACCAAGCCAAGAAGUGCCUGGGAAUGCGUCAGACCGAGGUCUCCAUGGCGAACAUGGUGACGGUGGGCUUCUUCUCUUGCAUGAGCACUCUGUGUGUGGGGGCCGUGGCGUUCUCCCACUGUGAGGGAUGGAGCUUCCUCCACGCGUUCUACUACUGCUUCAUCACGCUCACAACUAUCGGGUUCGGGGACUACGUGGCUCUGCAGAAGGACGACGCGCUGCAGAACGACCCACGGUAUGUGGCUUUCUGCUUUGUUUACAUCCUGAUGGGUCUCACGGUGAUUGGAGCGUUCCUGAACCUGGUGGUGCUUCGCUUCCUGACCAUGAACACCGAGGACGAGCGGAGGGACGCCAAACAGAAGGCCUUAAUGUCCGUCAGUAAGUCCAGAGCAGAGGUGGCUCAUCUAAUACCUGUCUCAGCCUCAACGUCCUCCACACCUGUAGCAGAUGACACUACGAAGGCUAAAGAUUUAAAAGGUGUCUACACUGAGGUGCUUCACUUCCAGACUAUAUGCUCCUGCUUGUGGUACAGGAGCAAGGAGAAGCUGCAGGGCUCCAUACCCACUAUGAUCCCUCAGGAGCUGACGUUCUCCGAUGCCUACUUGCAGCAGAACAGUAACUGCCCUCACUACAUGGAGCCUGGAUCAACAGGCUGCGUUUGCAGUCCACGUCAGUGCGCGAGCAUAAGCUCCAUAACAACAGGCCUACACAUUCUCUCUCCGUUCAGGGUGUUUAAGAGACGCAGCUCCGUCUAGCCUUUCAAUACAGCAGAUUUCAGUACAGCACAAUACGUCUAUACUGCCAAGUGGACAACAGAUUCUUGGCAGUCCUCACAGCAAAGACAUGACUGCAAGUAGAUGUUUGUGGUGCUAUAAUCCCAGUAAACCAACAGUAGGAGACGCAAAAGGGAAAAGCACAUACAGUACUGUAAACAGCAAAAUCUUACUCAAAUAUCUAUUUGAGACAGCAAAGCACCCAGUGUUUUGACUUGAGGUCUUAUUCAGGGGCGUUCUGUGUGCUUUGCAGAGUCAUUUAGGCAUGUAGGACGUCAUCUGGGUCACUGCACGUGAACACACGAACACGUUGCAGUGCAUCCAAUGUGACGCGUGCACAGUUUGUAAGAGAAUGCAGAACAGGUGCCGUAGGAGGCGCUUCAGGUCGAGUAGAUUGAGCAGUGGCACAAUAAAAUGACAAAACACAUUCACAGAAACAUCUUGCACAGCCCUGCAGUGAGCACCAGUUUUAUGUUUCUGUUAGUAACGUCAGAGAUGUUGAUUCGACUGAGGGUUUAUUUCCUAAAGUUGUCAUUUUUAGUGUUGUCAGUUGUUUGCCUCCGUUAGGCCCAUAUCCUGACGAUUUUCAGACGUUUCUCAUCACAGUGUUUGUGACUGAUGCAACACCAAUUCAGGCAGCUUUCUGGCCUCAUAUAAACUGCCUUAUGUGGCCCUAAAAAAAAAUAUUUAAACGAAUCGUGAUUGUCAGAACUUAUUGUCAGAACUUUAUUAAAGCUGACGCAUACUGAUAACUUCAUAUGACUCACACGUGUAGUUGCCUCUGUUAUUGUGAUUUUCAGUGCUCUCUGCCCAAAUUGCUGGUGCAUCAGUCAAAACCACGGCUGAAUUACGUAACGUCACAAGUGGAAGAGUUCAAAAAACCACGAUGACGUAUCCCAAACACGGUAAAACUGCAUUAGCAACCAAGUACAGCGAUCACAAGUAGACACUCACCAGCACUGACUGAAACACACUUAACUGGAUCUGUUUGACAACACUACAAAGCACUGAUUUAAAAAUGACCAUCAGGCUAAAUCAACAGCUCUGACAGUCUCAACAAAAAUUGAACAUGAUGAGCUACACCAGCCUGGUACUUACUGCAGGGCUACUGCAGCGUCGCAGCUGCUGGCUGGUUACAUUCGUCUCUGCUGGGUCCGGAGGUCAGUCCGGAGCAUGUACUGGUCUGCUUCGUGGAGUCCUCCAGGUACCAGAGC
Toxotes jaculatrix (banded archerfish) is the source of this 2639-nucleotide messenger RNA. It is a transcript of the gene kcnk3b, whose product is annotated as potassium channel, subfamily K, member 3b. Gene Ontology annotation, molecular function: potassium ion leak channel activity; open rectifier potassium channel activity. Gene Ontology annotation, biological process: potassium ion transmembrane transport; stabilization of membrane potential. The coding region runs from base 232 to 1407 and encodes 391 amino acids. Gene Ontology annotation, cellular component: membrane. The record is from RefSeq and is a predicted model, not a curated record. The transcript has 2 exons. Lineage: Eukaryota; Metazoa; Chordata; Actinopteri; Toxotidae.